AUGGAAACGGUAGGAUUUAUCGGACUGGGCAACAUGGGCGGCGGUAUGUCUGCCAACAUACAGAAGGCCGGUUACUCGAUGGUCGUAUAUGACCUGCGCGAAGAGGCUGCCCGGCCCCUGCUGGAAGGCGGCGCGCGCCUCGCCAACACCCCCGCCGAAGUUGCCGCGGCCAGCGACAUCACCUUCACGUCCCUGCCCGGCCCCUACGAAGUGGAGUCGGUUUCCCUGGGCGCUUCGGGGGUGCUGGAAGGCAUUCGCCCGGGCAGCGUCUACAUCGACCUGUCCUCCAGCCGACCCACGCUGAUACGGGAGAUUGAACCCCAGUUCCGCGCCAAAGGAGCCUUCGUCCUGGACGCCCCGGUCAGCGGCGGCAAGACGGGUGCGGCGUCGGGCAACCUGGCGGUCAUGGUCGGCGGUGACCGCGAGGUAUUCGACCGGGUGAAGCCGGUGCUGGACGCCUUCGGCGACAAAGUCUUUUACGCUGGUGAGAUUGGAGCCGGCAGCGUCGCCAAGUUGGUGCACAACAUGAUCGGCCACAGCGUCCGCCAGGCCAUUGCCGAAGGACUCACCCUGGGCGUCAAGGCCGGCGUGGAGCCCGAGGCUCUGUGGGAGUGUAUACGCCGGGGCUCGCUGGGCAGGAUGCGGGUGCUGCACGAAGGGCUGGUGCGCACCAUGUUCCGGGGCGAGUUCGAGCCGGCCAGCUUCGCCCUCAAUCUGGCCUUUAAGGACAUCUCCCUGGCUACUGAACUGGCCCGCGAGUACGACGUGCCGAUGCCGAUGUCGACGCUGGCCGAGCAAAUUGCCCUGACGGCAAUGAACCGAGGCUGGGCCGAGAUGGACAGCAGCAUCACCGUGCGACUGCAGGAAGAGCAGUCUGGGGUUGAGGUGCGCGCGCCCCACGUCGAUCCGGCGCGAGCCGGCCGCUUCAUCAGCACCCACCCCGACGACGAGUAG
Molecule: messenger RNA, 954 nt
Organism: Geodia barretti
Lineage: Eukaryota; Metazoa; Porifera; Demospongiae; Tetractinellida; Geodiidae
Source: the annotation of a GenBank genome assembly